AUGGCAUCGCUUCCUUAUCGACGCGCCUCCCUCCAGAGCUCCCGCAAAGCAUCCAGUGACCCCCGCGAGGACCUGGCAGUCCACAUGGACCACUAUAUUGGCAUUGACGUUGGCACCGGCAGUGCUCGUGCUUGUAUCAUCGAUGCCAAAGGCGAUAUUGUGGGAUUGGCCUCUGAGAACAUUGGUCUCUGGCAACCGGAGCAUGGUUACUAUGAACAAUCCACUUCUGAUAUAUGGCAUUGCAUCUGUGUGGCAGUCCAGCGUGCAAUCAGUCAACACAACAUUCACCCCGACACAGUCCGGGGUAUCGGAUUCGAUGCGACGUGUUCUUUGUCGGUCUUUUCCAACGAGACCGACGAGCCCAUCUCCGUCACAGGUCCGAACUUUGACUCUGACCGUAAUGUGAUCUUAUGGCUGGAUCACCGCCCUGUCGAGGAAGCUGAGAAGAUCAACGCUACUAACCACAAUCUGCUGCGCUACGUGGGCGGGAAGAUGUCCGUGGAAAUGGAGGUUCCGAAAGUCCUAUGGCUGAAGAACAACAUGCCCAAGGAACUGUUUGACAAAUGUAAAUUCUAUGACCUGAGUGAUGCUCUGACCCACAUUGCUACUGGCAAUGAGAAGCGAAGCUUCUGUAGCGUGGUCUGCAAGCAAGGAUUCGUGCCCGUCGGUGUUGACGGGAGCGUGAAAGGAUGGCAAGAAGACUUCUUGCAGGAUAUCGGCCUCGGUGACUUGUCGGAGGAUAACUUCAAGCGCAUGGGCGGAGUCGACGGGGUGAACGGUGAUUAUCUGAGUGCUGGAGAACUGGUAGGCACUCUUUGCGACAAAGCUGCCACCGAGCUCGGUUUACCAGCCGGUAUUGCCAUCGGAAGUGGUGUCAUCGAUGCCUAUGCUGGCUGGAUCGGCACCGUUGGAUCCAAGGUCGACCUUGACCCUGGUCAAGCAAGCACCGGUGUCCCUAAACUGGACAGAACCGAGGCUUUCUCUCGUCUUGCGGCAGUCGCGGGAACCUCGACCUGUCACCUCGCCAUGUCCCCAGACCCCGUCUUCGUCGACGGUGUUUGGGGGCCAUACCGGGAUACAAUCCUGCCCGGCUACUGGAUGGCGGAAGGAGGGCAGUCUGCCACUGGAGAGCUGCUCAAGCAUGUCAUUGAGACUCACCCGGCGUUUAAUCAAGCCCAUUCAAUUGCCGAGUCAUACCAUGCAAAUAUCUACGAUUAUCUGAAUGAGCAUCUCAAAGAGAUGGCUCAUGACCAAGGUGCACCAUCUGUGUCUUACUUGGGACGACACUUCUUCUUCUACGGUGAUCUAUGGGGGAACCGAUCUCCCAUCGCAGACCCAAACAUGACUGGAUCGAUUUUCGGCCUCACCAGUGACAAGAGCGUAGAUGGGCUUGCCAUCUACUACUACGCGACGUUGGAGUUCAUUGCCCUGCAAACCAAACAGAUUGUGGAAACGAUGAACAAAUCGGGACAUCGCAUUACCUCGGUCUUCAUGUCUGGUUCACAAUGCCAGAAUGACAUCUUGGUCAAUCUCGUUGCAUCGGCGUGUGACAUGCCGGUGUUGAUUCCAAGGUACAUCCAUGCUGCAGUGUGUCACGGUGCAGCUAUGCUAGGCGCAAAGGCCGCCAGCGCCGAUGCUCAGGGCAACACCGAGGAUUUAUGGGAUAUCAUGGACCGGAUGAGCAAGCCCGGCAAGAAAGUGAUGCCCACCAAAGACAGCAAUGAGAAGGCCUUGCUCAAGGUCAAGUACGAAGUGUUCCUGGAACAGUGCUUCAAACAGCAGAAGUAUCGAAGCAUGGUGGAUGAAGCUGUGGGGACCUGGAAGUCUACUUGA
This is a messenger RNA of Penicillium brevicompactum, 1833 nucleotides long. Its product is annotated as FGGY-family carbohydrate kinase. The transcript is spliced from 3 exons. Lineage: Eukaryota; Fungi; Ascomycota; Eurotiomycetes; Eurotiales; Aspergillaceae. Gene Ontology annotation, biological process: carbohydrate metabolic process. Bases 1 to 1833 code for a protein of 610 amino acids. The record is from RefSeq and is a predicted model, not a curated record. Gene Ontology annotation, molecular function: kinase activity; phosphotransferase activity, alcohol group as acceptor.